Messenger RNA from Parnassius apollo (apollo), 219 nucleotides. The record is from the annotation of a GenBank genome assembly. NCBI's taxonomy places the organism in Eukaryota, Metazoa, Arthropoda, Insecta, Lepidoptera, Papilionidae.
AUGGAAUUAAUUCCGGAAAAAUUGCAGAAAACUAUUUGCUGCAGCUGUGAAACUGGAUAUGAAAUUGCGGAUGAAGAACCAAUACAGACCGAAAAUAAUGUUGGAGACGAAGACGAUGGUGGUCUUGAAGAUGUCGAAGACCUACUAGAAUCAGAAAGGCCUGUCGAAUCUAACGAUCAAGAAAUACCAUCAAAAAGACAGAAACUGAUGAAUAAGUGA